Toxotes jaculatrix (banded archerfish) is the source of this 1299-nucleotide messenger RNA. Its product is annotated as serine/threonine-protein kinase H1-like. Gene Ontology annotation, biological process: protein phosphorylation. The record is from RefSeq and is a predicted model, not a curated record. Lineage: Eukaryota; Metazoa; Chordata; Actinopteri; Toxotidae. The coding region runs from base 1 to 1299 and encodes 432 amino acids. Gene Ontology annotation, molecular function: protein kinase activity; ATP binding. The transcript has 3 exons.
AUGGGCUGUGGGAACAGUAAGGUGCUGCCUGAGGCAUCCAAGAAGGGCUAUGUAAGUGUGGUGCAGUCUCUUGUGGCCUUCAGCAAAGCACAUAAUGAUGAUGACGAUGAACCAAAGAAGCGUUUGGGGAAGAAAAGAGGCCCCUGGUCUUCCACCGGUGUCAAGAACCAUCAGCCACCAUCAAACAGCCAACAGCUGACACUCAGAGAUGGACGACCACAGGACAAAGUUGCCAAGUAUAAGGACAAGUUUGAUCCACGUGUUACAGCAAGAUACGACAUCAAGGCUCUGAUCGGUUGUGGAAGCUUCAGCCGCGUUGUGCGUGUAGAGCACAGGGCGACUCGCCAGCCCUUUGCCAUAAAAAUGAUGGAGGUGGAGGCCCCAGAGGGCCGUGAGGUGUGCGCAUCAGAGUUGGCGGUGCUGCAGCGGGUGAGCCAUGCUAAUGUGAUUCAGCUGAUCGAGGUGUUUCAGUUUCCACAGCGGGUUUACAUGGUGCUGGAACUGGCAACAGGUGGGGAGCUGUUGGACCGUGUUGUCAGCAGGGGCCACUUCACUGAGAGGGACGCUACCCAGGCUCUCCGGAUGGUGCUGGCUGGGGUGGGAUACCUGCACAAUCUGGGUAUCGUCCACAGAGAUUUGAAGCCUGAGAAUCUUUUGUAUUACCAUCCCGGAGCUGACUCCAGGCUGCUGGUGACCGAUUUUGGAUUGGCCACUUUCGGUGGCAGAGGCAUGAGGUCAGAGGUUUCUGAUGUGAGCAAGAGGGGAGAUCAGACUGGUGCAGAGCAGUUAUGGUCCCUGAGAACCACUUGUGGAACACCGGAAUACAUAGCCCCUGAAGUGUUGCUGAGGAGACCCUAUUCCUGUGCAGUGGACAUGUGGUCCCUGGGGGUGGUCGCCUACAUUGUGCUGAGUGGAUCUAUGCCGUUUGAGGACGAUAAUCGAACACGGCUCUACAAAUCCAUUGUGAGAGGAAAAUACAGCUUCCAUGGAGAUCCUUGGCCCUCAGUGUCCAACCUGGCAAAGGACUUCAUCCAGCGUCUGCUGGCGUUGGACUCGGCCACACGCCUGACCGCUGACGAAGCUAUCCGUCACUCCUGGGUGGUCACCAUGGCAGCCAGCUCCUCCAUGAGGAACCUCCAUCGAUCUAUUUCCCGUAACUUAAGGCAGCGUGCAUCACACAGCUCCUCACGGUGCCCGAGCAGCACCACAAGUUCCAGUGAUGCCAACAGCAUGGGUCUGGGAAAGCUAAUGUUGUUGGAAAAAAAACAGAGUAGCAUCAUGGCAGAGCAUCUGGACUGA